Molecule: messenger RNA, 2556 nt
Organism: Sebastes umbrosus (honeycomb rockfish)
Lineage: Eukaryota; Metazoa; Chordata; Actinopteri; Perciformes; Sebastidae
Product: inositol-trisphosphate 3-kinase B
Exons: 7
Coding region: 261-1991 (576 amino acids)
Biological process (GO): inositol phosphate biosynthetic process
Cellular component (GO): cytoplasm; nucleus
Molecular function (GO): inositol tetrakisphosphate kinase activity; inositol-1,4,5-trisphosphate 3-kinase activity
Source: RefSeq, a predicted model, not a curated record
GAAUGAGAGAGGGAUGUAUCUCCCUGACGGGCACAGAGCUUUCCAACAGGUGGAGGACACAGGUAAGGUAAGGUAAGUUAGACACAUAUGAUCAUUUGUAGUUUUAUAUUUCCUCUUGUGUCAUUUAAAGAAAGCUUUUUGCCGAGGCUGUGUUAGAGCGGUGUUUAGACUUGUAAAUUAAUUUCCUCAAACUGCAUUUCCCUGUUUUGUACAAGCACAUGUGUUGAGCUCAUGGAGUAGAUUCACCACUGGACUGGAAGAUGACAGAUGAUAACCACAUGGACAUGGAGACAGAGAACAAGCGCACUAUGGAUAUUGACUUUUCUGCCGGACUAUCAGAUGAGACUCACCAACAUCUGACAGCCAGUGAAGGGCCUUCCAGCAGCUGCAAGAGGACCAGAGUGCGAUCCAGACCCACACUCCAGUCCACAAAAAGUUUUCCCCCUUACAGUCAGUGUAUUGGUGGACUCGGAGAGGACGAGGACAAUGAGCUCAAUUCAGAGUCAAGCAACGUGAUGAAGGACGAGAGGACUGAGGUUUUUCAAGGCACAGAAAGAAAAGAGGACUUUGAAUUGAAAGCAAGAUGUGCAAGAGAUGAAGUGAAGGCGAAAUGGAGGAUGAGGAGGAAGGAGAGGAUAGGGGGGAGCUAUGAAGUUGAUCCAGACGGAUGUGAGAGGGCGAGGUGGAAGGAUAAGGAAAGGGAAGGGGGCGCAAACAGUGUGUGGAAACGCUGGAGAGGCAGAAACUCCAGUUUUGAGAUAGAAAGAAAAGAGGAUGAAGAGAGGAAGAGAUGUCCUGUUUCAGCAGCAGAGGGGGAGGAUGAGGGGAGCGGGGAGACCCAAGAGAGGAAGGAUGAAGAGGCCGAGGAGCUGCCGGGAAUGAUUGAGGGCUCCACAGCACAUCCGUGGUCCUCCCCACAUCCAAUCCUCUCCAGGCUUUUGCAUUCGUCCUCCUCCACCUCCUCCUCCUCCUGCUCCUCCAUCAACCUCUCCUCAGCAGAGAGCGAUGAGGUCUUCAGCGAAGGAGAGGAUGUCGGCUCAAAGCGGAGGGCGUUCAGGAAGAGCCGCUCCUGGAAAACCUACCUGACCAUGAUGCACUGGUCACUGCGGCGGCAGAGCUCCUGGGUGCAGCUGGCUGGACAUCAAGGCAACUUAAAGCUGAGCGAGGGAGGGGAGGUGUUGAAACUGUACAGUGAAGCGGAGGCAAAGUGUCUGGAAUACCUGAUGAGAGACCCGCUGAGACCUUUCGUCCCACAGUACCACGGCCUGGUCACAAAGGGGGAGCACUGCUACAUCCGCCUGGAAGACCUGCUGAGCGGCCUGAGGAGACCCGUCAUCAUGGACUGCAAGAUGGGAGUCAGGACAUAUCAGGAGGAGGAAGCGAUCAAAGCCCGGACUAAGGCCUCCCUGCGGAGUGACAUGUACCAGAAGAUGGUGAAAAUAGACCCGUCCGCUCCGUCAGCGGAGGAACACGCACAGAAAGCGGUGACCAAGUGGCGAUACCUUCAGUGGAGGGAUACAACCAGCUCUACGUCUGUGCUGGGCAUCAGGAUAGAAGGCAUCAUGAUGGAGGACGGCAGUGUCAAACGGGACUUCAGGAAAAUUCAGACUUUAGCUCAGGUCACGGAGGCAUUGCUCUACUUCACCAGGAGUCAGCUGGACAUGCUGAAAGCGUACCACUCCAGACUCCUGGCCCUGAGUGAUGCACUGAAGAAUUCACUAUUCUUCAGAACCCAUGAGUUGAUUGGCAGCUCGCUUCUCUUCGUCCACGACCAUAGCAGCAAGGCCAGCGUGUGGAUGAUAGACUUUGGGAAGACGACCCCGGUGCCUGAGGCCAGCGAGCUCCGACACAACGUCCCGUGGGCCGAGGGGAGCAGAGAGGACGGCUACCUCAUCGGCCUGACCUCCCUCAUCACUUCUCUGAGCCAGGCCAUCAGCGUGGCAUCCUGUCAGCAGGAGGACAGCUGUGGAGAAGAAAAGAGCGUUGCAUGAAGUUCACUGAGGGGUUGUGGUGGAGACACACUGAAAUUCAAGAUCAGGUGGACAAAACGACUGCUGUUACACUUUGAACUCAUUUUGAAGACACAACACAGGAGGAUUUGUUUAUCUGUCUUCAUGGGCUGAGGAAGAGAACGACAGAGUAUAAUUCAUAAAUGUGAUGCAGUUGUCUUACAAUUGUACAUCUGGCAUGUACAUGCUGUAACAGUGGAGACAGUGUUUUAAUAUAAAGACUCUCUUCUUUUCUAUUCCCUUUUUUAUCAUUCAUAAAGGACCAAAAACUAAUUUUCCCUGGCUUAGUCUGCAAAAGCUCAGAGAUCUCAUCUGCGUUGCAACUCAUGCUAAGGUUAUUUGUUUACAGCAGCAAAAGGAACUCAUAAUGAAUCAUAAAAACAAACGCACAUAUGGCUGAACAGCCUCAUGUUCUACCUGAUAGACUGACUUAUAAGUUAAAUGAUACAGAACACCUUCACAUAGACUGUCCAAUAAACACUGAUAUAUAUACACGUCACUAAUACUCAGUAAAACAUCUAUCAUUUCAUACUAAACCACCAAUAGG